Messenger RNA from Periophthalmus magnuspinnatus, 2877 nucleotides. It is a transcript of the gene bmper, whose product is annotated as BMP binding endothelial regulator. The record is from RefSeq and is a predicted model, not a curated record. Lineage: Eukaryota; Metazoa; Chordata; Actinopteri; Gobiiformes; Gobiidae. Gene Ontology annotation, molecular function: protein binding. Bases 413 to 2446 code for a protein of 677 amino acids. The transcript is spliced from 16 exons.
AGAGGACCAGCGAGCGGAGGACACUACUGACGCGCGCGCACCGCUCCAUAACGCAUCACCGGCACGGCGCACACGGACCGUUUUUGGGACAUUUGCGACGUUUAAAAUACCUCAUCACACGGAUACAGUUGUCGUUUCUGUCAUUUGUUUUCUCAUUUUGGAGCAGCGUCAGACCUCACCAACGUCUCCGGGACUGUUUCCAUACUUUCACGUGCGCUUUCAUCUCCGGACAGCCCGGUCCAAGCGCGCGUCAUGCCGCUGUCUCCUACAUGUCUGCGCGCUUUUGUCAUUGUAAUGUGGCUCUAAUCGGCUGUCUGUGAACUCACGACAAUGCGACGCGACAUCUUCUAAAACAUCUCUGGACACUUUCUAUAUUUUUUGAUGUUAUAUUUUUAAAUUUCACGUCGUGAGGAUGUUCCCGUCCACCUGUAAGUUCGCGCUGUGGUGCGUGCUGCUGCUCCAAACGACGCGCUCCUCCUCCGGGCUAAUUACAGGUACGGAGGCGAGCUGUGAAAAUGAAGGAGAGGUGUUACACAUCCCAAACAUCACCGAUAACCCCUGCAUCACCUGUGUAUGCCUGGAGGGUAAAGCAGACUGUGCACAGGAGAAGUGUCCCGCUGUGUCUGAGGACUGUGCUCUGGUGGUGAAGCAGACUGGAGCCUGCUGCGAGCGCUGCAAAGGUUGCAUGUUGGACGGCCGAUCCUACAACAGCACUGACCACUGGACCACUCCCACUAAACCGUGCAUCAGUCGGCGCUGUCAGGAGGGAGUGGUGACAGAGGCUGAGGUGCAAUGUGUGGUACACUGUAAAAAUCCAAAGAUCCACCCUAAGAAGUGCUGCCCUACCUGCCCCAGCUGUAUUUUCGAGGGCCAUCUGUACAAAGAGAAGGAGGAGUUCAGUCCAGAGGGGCAGCCCUGUGUCAGAUGCACCUGUACUGGAGGCCGUACUUUGUGCAUGAGGGAGGUGUGUCCAGUUCUCUCCUGCCCUAGCCACCUAACCCACACCCCACCUGGGCAGUGCUGUCCCCGCUGUGUUGGCCAGAGGAAGGUCUUUGACUUGUCAUUAGGAAGCUGUUUGUUCCACAGUGAAGUUUAUGAGAACGGCACUUCAUUUCAACAUGACAACUGCACCACCUGCACAUGCAAGGAUUCCACAGUGGUGUGCCGGAAGCGCUGCUCCAAGCCAGGCUCUUGUCAGGGCGAGCACUGCUGUGAUGAGUGCCUGUCCUACGUCAAAGUGGAGGAGGUCAAGUACUGCCGCGUGCGCAACAAGAUCUACAGGGAAGGAGACAUGUGGUCCUCUGUCAACUGUACCCUCUGUGCUUGUGUCAAAGGCAACAUCGAGUGUCGGCCCAAACAGUGCGUGCCAAUCACCAGCUGCCCUUCGAAUAAGAUCCUCAACAGGACGGGCUGCUGUCCGGUCUGCACUGAAAAACCAGGAGUGUGUACCGUUUUUGGAGACCCUCACUACAACACUUUCGAUGGCAGGACCUUUAACUUCCAGGGGACGUGCCAGUAUGUGCUGACCAGAGACUGUGGGAGCGGAACGGUCACCAAUAACAUCAACAGCCCCGACUCCAGCUUUACGGUGUUGGUGAAGAACGAUGCCCGGCGUACACGUUCCUUCUCCUGGACUCAGUCUGUGGAAGUGCGCCUGGCCGGGCUGGUGCUUGGCCUCCAUCAGCACCUUACCGUGAGGAGGAACGGCACCCGCAUCGCCCUGCCCUAUCACGGCCCCGGGGUGCACAUCGACCUGGACGGAUACCUGCUCAAACUCACCACCAUCGCAGGCCUGGAGAUCACAUGGGACGGGGACAGUUUUGUGGAGGUGGUUGCUGCCCCUCACCUGCGUGGGCGUCUGUGUGGCCUUUGCGGGAACUACAACGGCCAGAAGAGGGACGACACCAUGGGCGGGGACAACCAGUUCAAGUUCGAUGUGGACGAGUUUGCUGAGUCCUGGAGGGUAGAGGGGAACCAGGUGUGCACCCAGCAGCACCCACCCAGACGACCCACCUCCUUCCUCUGUCCCGGUAGCGUCAAGGUUAAGUUCAGGGCCCACCGAGAGUGCCAGAAGAUCAAGUCCUGGGAGUUCCAGAAGUGUCAUCGAGUGGUGGACUUUGCACCGUUCUACAGGUCGUGUGUGACAGACAUGUGUGAGUGCCCGGUCCAUAAGAACUGUUACUGUGAGUCCUUCAUCGCCUACAGUCGGGCCUGUGAGAGGGAGGGGGUCCCUGUGCUCUGGAAGCCUGACACUGCCUGUGUCGCCACCCAGUGUAAACACGGAGCUGUAUAUGACACAUGCGGGCCGGGCUGCACCAAAACCUGCGACAACUGGAACGAGAUCGGCCCGUGCCACAAGCCGUGCGUCGCGGGCUGCCACUGUCCCGCCAACCUGGUGCUGUUCCAGGGACGCUGCAUCAGACCCACCUCCUGCCCCGGCCGGUGACCCCUGUGAGCCGGAGCACGCGGCUGACUCUAGUGCUACACUCAUGGGGCCAAACGAGGCAGGAACCAAGCGACGACCAACUGCUAUGGACAGUGGGAUGUUGGGAAGCCUCUCAUAGAAGCACCGUGUAACCUUUUGACUUCUGGGAGCAAAGGUCACGCUCACGGAGGCCCGACUUGCUGCCAGGUGCCAACUCAGGGGGCGAUUUCGGUGAACUGCCUCUCUUUUGUAUUUGUGCGCAUUGGACCCUCAGGAAAAGAGUGUGCCCCACGGACUCCGGUUUGAGCCAAAAUGGCGCCUCUCAGUGACUUUAGAAGAGAACCUCCUAUGAACCAUAUCAGUGCCCAUCAUUUCAAACUGUAAGCUAGUAAGAUUUAUAUGAAAGACAGACCUUAUUGUUCUAAUUAUUAUUAUUAUUAUUAUUAUUAUUA